AUCACCUAAAUUACGAUUAUAACCUUCCGCCAAACUUGAAUGAAGAUCAAACCAAUAAAAAUUGUAUACACUAGUACAAUUUAUUUAUAAAAAAAAAAAACUGAAAUUAUAUGGCAAUCCUUUAAUGACUUUCCGUAAUCAAGUAAAGCAUAUGUUUCCACGUGCGUGAUUCAGGAAUACUAACCGUAUGAGCACAGCCUUCAGCCUUGUAUACAAAUUCACGUUAUCUUGAUGUGUAGCUUUUUCAAAUUUGAUCAUGCUCUGUUCGCUGAUUAUAAAUAUACUUCUCAUCCAAAUUGAACCACCCCACUUUAUAAGAGUUCCAUAUAUAUAUACACACACACACACAUAGCCGGAGAGACAAAGAGAGGUCGGAGUAGAGUGGCCGGAACCGGAAGAGAGAGACGGAUCUUCCAGCUGAAAUGGAACGGAGAGGCGCCAAGAGCGCGAAACUCGGUAAUGGAGAAGAUAGAAGGGACCGAGUUGACUUGGAUCGGACGGUGGUGAAGAAGCAGAAGGAGGGGAGAUUUGAGAGGCGAUUGGUGAAGUACGAGGAGUUGCCGGAGUACUUGAAAGAUAACGAGUUCAUAUUGGACUAUUACAGGUGUGAAUGGCCGUUGAAGGAUAGUUUGAGUAGCGUCUUCGCUUGGCACAACGAAACCCUAAACAUUUGGACGCAUUUGGGAGGCUUCUUGAUAUUUUUGGCGUUGACGGUGAUUAGCUCAACGGAGUUGGCGACAAUCGAUGGUUUAAUCUUCAGUUUCUUCAGACCUGGCGUUCCAAGAGCGUUGAUGACGAUGACGAUGACGAUGACGACGAAGGACUCCAACAGCUCAGACGCAUUCUUUCCGGAUUCACAUCUACCACACAUUCCUCAGCCUUCAGUUUUACAUGGAAAUGCACAUGAUGUAAUUCCUAGGUGGCCUUGGUUUGUAUUCUUAGCUGGGGCAAUGGGCUGUUUGGUUUGCAGCUCCCUCUCCCACCUACUUGCCAGCCAUUCCCGACGCUUUAAUUUCUUCUUCUGGCGCCUAGAUUAUGCCGGCAUCACCCUUAUGAUAGUCUGCUCCUUCUUUGCACCCAUCUACUAUGCUUUUUCCUGCCACCCAUAUUCGCGGCUCUUUUAUCUUACCUCUAUUUCAUUGUUUGGUAUCCUUGCCAUAGCAACCCUCCUUGCGCCUGCUCUCUCCACUCCUCGUUUCCGAACCUUCAGGGCCUCUCUUUUUCUCAGCAUGGGUUUCUCAGGAGUGAUUCCAGCAGUGCAUGCCCUAGUCCUAUUUUGGGACCAUUCACAUAUACUUGUUGCCCUUUGCUAUGAGCUUGCUAUGGCCAUUUUAUAUGCUGUAGGAGCUGGGUUUUAUAUAAGUAGAGUGCCAGAAAGAUGGAAGCCAGGUGCCUUUGACAUUGCAGGGCACAGCCAUCAGAUUUUCCACGUGUUUGUCGUUGCAGGAGCACUUGCCCAUUGUGCUGCCACCCUAGUUGUUAUGGACUGGCUUCGGGGUAGACCAACCUGUGAUGGUACUCUUAGCUGGACAUGACAAUGGUGAGAGUACUUCUUAGCAGAAUCCAUAUAUUGUGUCUACUUUUGUUGGCUUGUACGAACUUAUGAAGGAAAUUGUCCUGCAAUUUUUAUGGAAAGAGUAGUUCAUUUUGUUGUAUUUAUGGCAUUUUAUCACUAUUGUAGAAACAUACAUUCACUCAGUAUACUAUUAAUUCUUGUUUGAA
Messenger RNA from Cornus florida, 1722 nucleotides. RefSeq names its product heptahelical transmembrane protein 3-like. Bases 423 to 1535 code for a protein of 370 amino acids. The record is from RefSeq and is a predicted model, not a curated record. Gene Ontology annotation, biological process: response to hormone. The transcript is spliced from 4 exons. Gene Ontology annotation, cellular component: membrane. Gene Ontology annotation, molecular function: signaling receptor activity. NCBI's taxonomy places the organism in Eukaryota, Viridiplantae, Streptophyta, Magnoliopsida, Cornales, Cornaceae.